AUGGAUGCUGCUUUUAUUGCAGGUGUCAGUGGUGUGACUGUGGUGACACAGAAGCCUCCUGUUCUCACAGCGACUAAAGGAGAGAAGACCACUAUGCACUGUAAUCUGGGGACUGUUACUAAUACUGCUCGUUGGCUUCCUCCACUCUCUCCUCUCUUCAUCCUCCACUCUGUUCAUCACUCUGCUGAUCACACAGACAACAUGCUGCCAACCCUCUGUGCUCUCCUCCCUGCUCUGACAUGUAAGAUCUCUCUUCCUGCUUUUCUCUGUACAUUGAUGAGAUCUCUCGUCCCUGCUCUCUCUCCUUUAUCUGCUCCUCAAGCUGCUCAUCUCUUCACUCAGCACAGAGAGUCAUCACACACUGACAAGAUGCUGCCAGCACUCUGCUCUCUCUUCACUGCUCUCUCAUGUGUCAGUGGUGUGACUGUGGUGACACAGAAGCCUCCUGUUCUCACACUGACUAAAGGAGAGAAAGCUGUUAUGGACUGUAAUAUGGGGACUGUGACUGACUUCUCUGCUAACUGGUAUAAGCAGCUUCCAGACGGAGCUCCCCACCAUGUGCUAAGGUUUCGUAUUACUUGGGGCUCUCCUAGCUAUGGGUCUGGUUUCUCCUCCCCUAAAUUCACAUCUACAUGUUCAUCAAUAGUAGACUGUAGUUUGAUCAUCAGUAAUGUGGAGGAAGGAGACUCUGCAGUGUAUCACUGCACCACAUAUGACAGCUCUGCUAGACAGUGGGUGUCACAGUGAUUCAGACCAUGACAAAAACCUCCUCACUGCUCACAUUCACUUCUGCUUUCAGACAGCAGUAGAAACACAAAAAGAUCAACAACAAUCCACACUACAGAAGUAAGAACUGAGUUGCAUUUAAUGUAAUUCAUGUUUCACUAUUUUAUGCUCAUUUUGCUUUAGUAGGCCAAAACACAGAGAACAUAAACAGUAGUUUUCCUGCAUUGCAGUAUAUUAUUUUAUUUCAACUUGAAAUUUAGAUUUUUUGUUGUUAUUUUUUUUAAAUAAUCAUAAUUAUGAACGAAUUAUGAAUCUACCAUCAAAUUCAACCCUUGGAUUGUGUUAAACAAAGUUGUUUUAUGUAUGGCUUUAAUUUUUUCAAAUGAAGUGCUCCAUUGUAAUUGUUUAUAAAUCAGUCUCAUCACUUUGCUAUGCUUUAUCUGUUCUUAGAGAUGCUUUACAUAAAUAACAUAAAAUUCAUGGAGUAAUAAGUAAUUUUAUGUGUUCAGAUGUUUGAUCAGUAUUAAUAAGUAUGUUGUUCUGUAACAUGUUCAGUGGACUGAAGACUGGAUUUCGUCUGACAUUAUAUGAUAACAAUAAUUUGUUUGUAGUCAGCAGAGGAGGCAAAUUCCUCAGUUUAAAAAAUCUGUUAAGUGCUUAAGAUGUAGUGUGUGUGUGUGUGUGUGUGUGUGUGUGUGUGUGCGUGCGUUCCGCUGUAAGUACGCUGAUGCAAUAUGGCUGCCGCUUUACAUUGGUUUUCUUUUUGUAUGUUUGUUUUGAUGUUUGCCUGAGAAGUUUGCCAUCAUAUCCACCGAGAUAGCGACCCAGAGUGACUUGCCAGCUAUGGCUCAGAGGCUUUUUGGACUGGCUGUUUGGGUGACACUACAUCUCAACUAUUAUGCAGCCCAGGGCUCUCUGGACUGGGGACCCGAUCAAUGUGACAUCGCAGCCUGGGCUGGCUGCUUGGUUGAUGCUGCACUGCAGCUGUGGGGCUCUAUGGACCGGUAGUGUUUGGCUGCAUGAACAACGCAAAGCCGCAGCUACGAGGCCUCUCGGGCCGGCUGCUUGGGUAAUUAGGCUGUUAGGCUGCCUGGACUGGUGGUGUUCGGCUGCACAAAAAUGCUACCCAUCUGUGGCAAAGGACAUCUUCGGCCUUCGAGGCUUCCCGAGCUUGCAUCCUGUGUGAUGCACCGUAGUUGCGGUGUGAGACUUUGAGACACAGGACACUUUUCCACUUCCCCUCAGUCCAUUUUUAAUGAGCUCGGACCCAAAGAAGGCAGCAGCAUUUCUGGAUCCUGUUUUAACUUGCAGUU
Messenger RNA from Colossoma macropomum (tambaqui), 2039 nucleotides. RefSeq lists its product as uncharacterized. Bases 1 to 747 code for a protein of 248 amino acids. The transcript is spliced from 4 exons. NCBI's taxonomy places the organism in Eukaryota, Metazoa, Chordata, Actinopteri, Characiformes, Serrasalmidae. The record is from RefSeq and is a predicted model, not a curated record.